Molecule: messenger RNA, 609 nt
Organism: Meloidogyne enterolobii
Lineage: Eukaryota; Metazoa; Nematoda; Chromadorea; Rhabditida; Meloidogynidae
Source: the annotation of a GenBank genome assembly
AUGGAUGCUGUUAUGUUUGUUUUAACCCUGUUUUCAUCGUUUUUGCAACUUUACGUAAUGUUUGCAGCUCUAAAACAUAUCAAAAGGAAAACUAGUGAUAAGUGUUUGCAUGUAUUUUUGUUGAGUAUGACUAUGGCUGAUUUUUUACUUACAGCUUUGUGUUACCCAGUAGAAUUGGCACCUAGAGCUGGUUUGAUAAGCAAAUUUCCUCGUUUUAUAUCAGCUUUAAUGCAUAUUUUGUGUUGGAUUGGGUUGAUAGUUUCGUCAUUAUCUCUAGUCUUUUUAAAUUUGGACAAGUUGAUCUUCUUCCGUUUUCCUUUGAGAUAUUCCACUUGUUUUACACGAGCACGUGCAAUUUAUUUAGCUUUGGGUUGUUGGUUUUUAAGCACAGCUUUUGUGCUAUUCGCUUGGUCAACAGAAUCAUUCCAUUGUGUAGACGAGGAUUGCGUAACUUUGGCAAUAUUCCCAAAUCGUCUCUAUAUUUAUUUACCUUUUAUGAUUUGUGUGGGAGUGAUCCCAACAAUUACCUCCUUAAGUGUUGCGAUUUAUAUUAUGAAGGUUGUGAGUGAACAUAGAAGGCAGAUUAAAUCACAGGGUAAGGGAAAAUAA